Molecule: messenger RNA, 1847 nt
Organism: Phytomonas sp. Hart1
Lineage: Eukaryota; Euglenozoa; Kinetoplastea; Trypanosomatida; Trypanosomatidae
Source: the annotation of a GenBank genome assembly
AUGUUCAGAAAAACUUUCACAUGUCUGUUCACGAUUCAUUCACCACGUGGAGUGGAUUUUAUGCUGUCUUCCGACAAAGCCAUAAAACAUGUGCAUACAAAGUAUAGUAAGGGCUGGUUUGGAGCGCAGCUUGACUAUAUGUCAUUUGGUGAGCCCGCCAAAGAGUUUCUGCCGUUUUAUUUGUGCUCUGGAUGCGUUCGCGCUGCUUAUACAGGAACAGUCUCCUACAACGAAUCUGGAGGAAACCCAAACAACACGCGUAGCACCAGCUCAUCAAGAUACGUCGAAACCGCUCCGCAGACAUUGGAAAUGACCUUUCAGUGUGACCAAACACAGACUUACGCUGGAUACAAAUACAACAUCACAAAUAUACACUACACCCUCAAAAGUACGGUCAACUACACGCUAAUGAAAAAGAUGAACCAUAUAGACACCACAGGCGCCGAGAUUAAUCUUUUCGAGCAGUCAAUUGAGGUUAUGCGAAACUUUAUAUCGAGCAACGUCAAGGAACAAGCUACACGAACCGCCGAAUCCAUCAUUCGUUCCUUUCACCCUACUGCAAGCACGGUAUCUACUACGUUCUCGGACCUCGACAUAAAAAUUAAUGAGGUUUAUCCGUGUUUCGUGCCAUGUUUCACAGUUAAACUAAGCUACGGUGAAGAAGAAUAUAUAGUUUUCGUCUCUGGCAUCGACGGGAAAGUGAAAGGCCCACACCUGCUCAACUCAUUGUAUAUUGCCCGCACCACAGCACUGAUCAGUGUAGUAAUGAUAGUAAUUCAAGCAAGAAACAAAGUCCUUGGUAUAAUAUAUGGUAUGGUAACGGCAAUCAUGGUAUACUAUGCAAUCUUCUUUGCCACGAAGUGCUAUCCAUUCCUAUAUCGAAACUUUCAACAGUGGCAACAGGAACGGCUUCGGCAAAAAUAUGAUAUUGCUGACAAACAGGGCUACUGCCCAGGCCCUCACUCACGACGCUUUGAAACAGAUUAUUUCAACUCCUCCUACUGGGAUACACACGCAUAUCAGCAGCGCCCACGUAAUGCGGGAUUUUCACACCAACACCGCUCGACAUCCUUCUCUUCCACAACAGAUUACUGUGGUGGGGUUGAACAAUCCCAUAUUUGCGACUCAAAAGGCUACUAUAAGUGCCUGGGUCUGACGGGAAACGAAUCAGUGAAUGAAAUACGCUCUGCGCAUCGUAAAUUAGUCCUGAAACAGCAUCCCGACGUAGGCGGGUCUAUGGACGAAAUGGCAAAGGUUAAUGAGGCCUACCGCGUGUUACGGAACUCAAGCUUACGAGCGGCUUAUGAUAAGCUGUAGUCUGUGGGGUGAGGGGGCACAGGCUGAGGCAACGGGUUGUAUGAAGCUGCAUCACGCCCAUUGCGAUUGGGUAUUGGAUAAUUUCACUUUCUUAAUCAGAUUUGUACUCUGCGAAUGCAAUUGGCAUCCGUGUUUCUGCUAAAGCCCUUCGUUCCAAUGCAUGUGCACCCACCUGUGCUAAUGUCUCAUGGCUGCCCCACAAUAGAAAGAAGAAAGGCGGCCAAUUUGGUUCACCUUCUAUGUUUAGGUAGUAUCAGCCACAGGGAACGCCUUGAAAGCGUCUUCCACUUCUUGUAUGGUUCUAUUUUGUGUCAGCAAUGCGGAAUGCGGAAUUUAAUGGUUAUUCCUUUCUCUUUUUUCGCUUCGUACGGAUGGACCAACGGAUGAGGAAUUAUGUCCGCACCACGGUUUUUGGUUAUCCGGAGUCUAUCGAAUGGCCUCUGUGAGCUUGCCAAUUGUUGCACACUUUAUGCCUCCCCCUGCAACAUCACUCAUCUCAUUCACCACUCAUGGGGUCCUAUUUUCUUAAA